UAAAUAAAAGCUCUCUCUCUCUCUCUCUCUCUCUCUCUCUCUCUGAUAUUUAUAAAUUCUCACCAUCCUUUCUUCUCUGUUUGGUCUUGAAGAAAUCUCUGAUAUUGCUUUUCUAUUCUUUCUCUCUCCGCGAAAGUUAGGGUUGUAUUUCUCACACUUGGAACAAAGAAUACACAGCUACAAGAAAGGUGAUAUGUACCGAACAAUCAAUCUCAAUCCCUUUAGGUUACUUUUGUUUUGCGAUUUCUUGUGUUUUGAUUUGAAUUUAGGAUUUUGUUCUGAUUUUCUAUGUAUCGAAUAGGUUUCUUAGUUAAAGGAAGAUCUUUAUUUAUACGUUUAGAAAUGGUGGUUUGUGUGUGUUGUAAACUGAGUGUGGUGAUGGGUGGCUAGGGGGUUUGUGGGUUAAGAAUGACAGAUAUUCAGCAACAAUUGCAACAAAAGCCUGAGAGCGCCAGGGAUGCCCGCACCGAAUUUGAGCGGGGAUUGGAGGAAUUAAUGCGAGGGCAUUUGGAUGAUUGUAUGUCAUUUGCAUCGUGUAGUUCUCCCCGUAAUACUGAAGAUGAGGAUGAUGAAGGUGAUCAACUUGUUAGGAGAAGGAGGAGGUCAGAUCUUGAGGGGGAUGAUCUGGCUGAGUCUUCUGCUGCCCGGAGGCGCCACUCACGGAUUUUGAGUAGGUGGGCUGCCCGGCAGGCACAGGAGAUGAUUACAACGAUUGAGAGGAGGAAUAGAGAAUCAGAGUUGAUGGCACUCGCAGGUCUGCACACGGUUUCUACGCUUGAUUCAUCAUUCUUGAGAGAGUCUCAGUCUCCGACUUCAAGGCGGCAGGGCAAUGUUGAGAGACUGAGCACCCAGGCAUCAUCUAUUUUGCAAAUGUGGCGGGAGUUGGAAGAUGAGCACUUGUUGAAUCAUGCUCGGGAGACGGUGAGAGAAAGAUUGAGGCAGAGGAGUGUUGAGUCGAAUACAAACGCCUCAAGCAUGAAUAUGUCUGAAAGCCAGGGGACUGAGAAUCAUGUUAGUUUGGAGGAUGCAAGUGAGAGUGAGAACGACUUUGGAACUUGGUCCCAUGAUCAGAUGGGAACGCAAAAUGAACAAGGGGACCGUGACAGUUCUAGCCGUGAGCAAUCUCCUGACCUGGGUGAAGUUGAGAGGGAGAGGGUGAGGCAAAUUGCUCGGGGUUGGAUGGAGAGUGGCAUCACUGAUGAUUCAUCCAAUGUAACGCAGAGGAGCAAUAGUCCAAGAGCAGAGUGGCUUGGUGAAACUGAGCGUGAAAGGGUUAGGAUUGUGAGGGAAUGGGUUCAAAUGACUAGUCAACAGAGGGCAGCUCGUGGUGGUCGAGGAGAUGAACAAGUUGCUGGACUUGGUUCUCAAGUUGCCCAUGUUCGUGAAGGUCUGGUUGUUGAUCAUGAUGAAGGCCAGCCAGAGAAUGUUCGCAGGGACAUGCUGAGGUUGCGGGGAAGGCAAGCUCUGAUCGACUUGCUUGUGAGGGUUGAGAGGGAAAGACAGAGGGAACUUGAGGGCCUGUUGGAGCAUCGGGCUGUUUCUGAAUUUGCUCAUCGCAACCGCAUUCAGUCAUUACUCAGAGGCAGAUUCUUGCGAAAUGAAAGGCCUGUUGAGGAUGAGAGACCACCUUCAGUGGCUGCAGGUGAAUUGGUUCAGUUAAGACAACGGCAUACUGUUUCUGGCUUAAGGGAAGGGUUCCGCUUCAGGUUAGAAAAUAUAGUUCGUGGUCAAGUAGGCAGCAAUUCUGAUACCUCAUCUAACAAUAAUACCACUGAUUCCAGAAAUGAUCAGAUCCAUACAAACACCCCACAGGAGGUCCAGCAUGAAAUCGAUGAGCAGUCACAAUCUAGGAGUCAGGAAAGUGACAUCCAGCGGUUGUUGGAUCCUACAGGAAAUUCUGAAAGCAACUUGGCUGGUCAGAGCAUUAAUUGGCAAGAAUCUGUUAAUCAAGGAGGGGAUUGGCAGGAACAAGGUCCUGGAGAUGAGAGAGGAAACUGGCAGCAAUCUGCGUAUGAUCAGUUUAAUGAAUGGAGAGACAGCACUACAGGAGAUAUGGAUGGAAAUUGGCAGGAAAAUCCAGUUAAUGAUUGGCCUCAAGAAACUUCAGGAAAUGAAGGUGUAGAAGAAGAUCAUCCACAAGAAACCCAUGAGGUUUGGCAUGAAAAUGGUAUGAGGGAAGCCGUGGAAAAUUGGUCAGAAGCACCUUCUGACCCACCGAGAAUGCGUCGUUUCAUCCCAGUUAGACGAGUCAAUAGAUUCCACCCACCUGAUGAUGAUAAUGUGUAUAGUAUGGAACUCAGGGAACUCUUAAGCAGGAGAAGUGUCUCUAAUCUUCUUCGUAGUGGUUUCCGUGAGAGUCUGGACCAAUUAAUAGAGUCAUAUGUGGAAAGGCAAACACGUGCUCCUAUUGACUGGGAUCUUCACAGGAACUUGCCUACUCCGACUCCUGCUUCACCAGAGCAGGAUCAGGAGCAACAAAGGGAUGAGCAGAAUGGGGAUCAGAGUGAUGCUAUGGGCAGACCUUCACUGGUGCUACCAUCUCCUCCUGUGCCCCCUCCACAGCCUCUUUGGCAUCAGGACUUACAUCACACUAGUUGGUCUCGACAUAGCAUGCAUCGUUCAGAACUUGAGUGGGAGAUGAUUAAUGAUCUAAGAGCAGACAUGGCAAGGCUUCAACAAGGCAUGAACCACAUGCAGAGGAUGUUAGAGGCCUGCAUGGACAUGCAACUGGAGUUGCAACGCUCAGUAAGACAGGAGGUCUCUGCUGCUCUAAAUCGGUCAGCUGGUGGUGGACAAGGUUCGUGGGUGGCAGAGACAUCGGAGGAUGGAUCCAAAUGGGGUCAUGUUAGGAAGGGAACUUGCUGUGUUUGUUGUGAUAGCCAAAUUGACUCUCUUUUGUACAGAUGUGGGCACAUGUGCACUUGUUCGAAAUGUGCCAAUGAAUUGGUUCGUGGAGGAGGGAAGUGUCCAUUGUGCCGGGCUCCUAUUGUUGAGGUUAUCCGCGCUUACUCCAUACUGUAAAAAAUUUGAAAAGCUUAACGGAAAAGGAAUAAACAAAUGAAAAGAAUGAAUGAAAAAGAUUUAGGGGAGUCAUCACACCUGUCGCAUAUAUCUUGACAGCUCUGCCUAUUCAUAAUUAUUGUUUGUAGUUUCUAGUUUGCCUCUGUUUUUCUGAUUAUAUAUGAAACGCUUUGCAUUGUAUAAUUGGAAUUACAAUUGGCACCUUUUUGAUUCUUCAUUCAUUCGUAAAUAAAAUUCUACUGGAAAAUUCUUUAUA
Messenger RNA from Camellia sinensis, 3277 nucleotides. RefSeq lists its product as uncharacterized. The record is from RefSeq and is a predicted model, not a curated record. Lineage: Eukaryota; Viridiplantae; Streptophyta; Magnoliopsida; Ericales; Theaceae.